Messenger RNA from Penicillium longicatenatum, 240 nucleotides. RefSeq lists its product as uncharacterized. NCBI's taxonomy places the organism in Eukaryota, Fungi, Ascomycota, Eurotiomycetes, Eurotiales, Aspergillaceae. The record is from RefSeq and is a predicted model, not a curated record. Bases 1 to 240 code for a protein of 79 amino acids. The transcript has a single exon.
AUGACCACCGACGAGAAUACAGAGAAUACAACUUCGGUUGAGUUCCUUGGGUCUCUUCGCCCUCUUAGCCCUGUUGAAUCGGGAUUGGAACAGGUACCGGACCCGAGAGUUCACCCAUGGAUCCCCCGUCCCGGCAGUGGCUUGGAUUGGGAGAACGGUGGCUGCAGGCGAAAACCUCGAAUCAUAAAUGCCGGCGCCACUCCAUCAGCUGCACUUGGUCCGGGGCACAGCACGAGGUAA